This is a messenger RNA of Diospyros lotus (date-plum), 1639 nucleotides long. Its product is annotated as BTB/POZ domain-containing protein At1g55760. The coding region runs from base 426 to 1421 and encodes 331 amino acids. Gene Ontology annotation, molecular function: protein binding. NCBI's taxonomy places the organism in Eukaryota, Viridiplantae, Streptophyta, Magnoliopsida, Ericales, Ebenaceae. The record is from RefSeq and is a predicted model, not a curated record. The transcript is spliced from 4 exons.
UAAACAGAAUCCAAACAUCGCCCAACCUGAAUUUGCUUUUUUAUUAUAAAGCCAAAGCCGUCGUCUCUCUUUCUCUGUCUCUGAUAACUCUGCACACUUCACCAUCAAUGGCGUAAAGCGAUAUCAACUCCAGUAGCCUUGCGUGCAGGAAACUUUUUCCAAGAAAUAGAAAUCUUUCUAGUUGUAAUAUAUCUAUAUCAAUAUCAAGUGGGGUUCUAGAGCUUCCUCUUCUUCUUCUUCUUCUUCUUCUUCUUCAACACAACACUCACUGUGAGAACUGUACAGAGUGACCCGGAGAGAGAGAGAGAGAGAGAGAUAUAUGUGUAAGAAGAAGAGGCAACCUGGGGAAGCCCGGAGAGCUGUUUCUGGAGGGAAGGAUCUUUGAAUGCUUCCAUGAAAUCACGUUGGCUUUGGCGUUCGCUAGGAUGAGUAGCAGUGACUCUGCCUAUCGCGUUGAAACGACGUCGCGCCUCGCUCAAUGGCGGAUCGACAACUUCUCUUCUUGCACCUAUCGCAAGUCCGAUCCUUUCAAGAUCGGCCUCUGGAAUUGGCAUUUAGCAGUGGAGAAGAACCGGCUACUAUUCAUUAAACUGUACCCAGAAACAUCGAAUUCUACGAGAAAUAAGCCUCCAAUUGCAUCCUUUAACAUUCGAGUGGUUUGCUCUGUGGGGGAUCGAAAAGCUCUGAUUCACCCAGAGGUCAUCGACAAGCAGCUCAAGACCAACGACGAUUUUGUUUGGUCUCUUGAGGUUCCAUUCACCGGAAAAUUCAUAAUCGAAGUCGAAUUCCUCGAUUUGAAGACCACACCUCCAGAAGGCGGGGAGCCUUGCUCCAUCUGGUCGGAAGGAUCAUCGGCGCAAAACCAGUCGAAUGCGACUGCCAUAGCCUCGCUCGGGAGAAUGCUAUCCGAAAGCAUCCACACGGACAUUGCCAUCAACGCGUCCGAUGGCAGCAUUGGAGCGCAUCGCGCGGUUCUCGCCGCGAGGUCGCCUGUUUUCAGCAGCAUGUUUUCGCAUGACCUCAAAGAGAAGGAGCUGUCUACCAUCAACAUUUCGGACAUGUCCAUUGAAGCUUGUCGCGCCUUUCUCAACUACAUCUACGGUAGCAUAAGACACGACGAGUUUCUAGCCCACCGGCUGGCACUUCUUCGCGCGGCUGACAAGUACGACAUCUCGGAGCUGAAAGAGGCGUGCCACGACAGCCUUGUCGAAGAUAUCGACACCAGGAAUGUGCUCGAGAGGCUGCAAAAUGCCUCGCUAUAUCAGCUGCCGAAGCUCAAGGCCAGCUGCAUGAGCUACCUCGUCAAGUUUGGCAAGAUAUUCGACAUUCGAAACGAAUUCGAUUCGUUUCUGCAAUGUGCAGACAGAGAACUUGUUGCUGAAAUCUUCCAUGAGGUUCUGGCUGCCUGGAAAGGCUUCUGAAAGAUGAACAAUUGAUCAUCUCAGUAUAUAUUCUUUGUCUUGGUCCAUGAAAGAAAUUGUAUUGUGCAGAUCAUUUGUUGCAUCAAAGGAUAUUCUUUGUGCAAAAUGCAAUGGGUUUUGUGUACAAUGUACAAAUAUUUGUUUUCUGGAAACAAAUGGAUUGAUACAAAUGGAUUGAUCGAUGUUGAUGUAAGCGAUUGAAUGAAGGAAUUAUAAAU